AUGUUCGCUAGGCGCGCGCUUUCAAGGCCGCUAGCAAGAUGCCGCCUAUUUUCUAGUAGCAGUAAGCUACAUACUGACUUUACACACGCAGUAAUUGGAGCCGGAGUUGUUGGGCUAGCUGUGGCUCGUCAAUUAGCAGCUCGAGAAGGAACAUCGACUAUUCUAGUUGAGAGACACUCCGCAGUUGGAACAGAGACAAGCAGUCGAAACUCAGAGGUAAUUCACGCUGGUCUAUACUAUGGCGUAGACUCAUUAAAAACAAAACUAUGCAUUGAAGGGAAAGAAAUGCUUUAUGAACUUUGCGAGAAGCAAAACAUCCCACACCGCAACACUAAGAAGUGGAUUGUUGCCCAGGAUGAGGAGCAAUGGAAGGAAUGUUUGAAAGUUUUCCUCCAUGCUAAGGAAAUAGGUGUACCGAUACGCUUUGUUUCCGCCGAAGAGGCAAAAAGGAGAGAGCCAGAUGUACGAGCAGAGGCAGGGAUCCUAGAAAGUCCCACGACCGGGAUAGUGGACGCUCACUCUCUCAUGUCGUAUCUACACGGCAACUAUGAGGAAAGAGGCGGAGACUGCGUGCUGUUGACUGAGGUUUAUAAAGUUGAACCUCUAAGUGGAGGCGCUUAUGAAGUUUUUACCAGGUCCGGAGAGAGAAAAGACGAAGAGUCGUCUUUUACAGCUGAAACACUCAUUAAUUGUGCUGGUCACUUUGCAUGUGGAAUAAACAACAUGAUUUUACCACCAGAAAGACAUCGAACUCCUCACUUCGCUAAAGGGACGUAUUUCUCAUACGCUGCUUCAUCACCAAAGCCUUCAACCCUACUAUACCCAGCGCCUCGACCCAGUUAUGGCGGAUUAGGCACACAUCUGACUCUCGAUAUGGCCGGCCGAAUAAAAUUCGGCCCUGACGUCGAGUGGGUAGACAGCCCAGAUAAUUUGAUCCCGAGCCCAAAACGUUUAACACAAGCUAUCAAGGAGAUCCAGGCAUACUUACCCAGCGUGAAUCCCGAUGCGAUUGGUCUUGAUUACUGUGGUAUUAGGCCCAAGCUGAUUAGGGGUGGUUCCGUCACCUCCGGGAAAAAUUUCCAAGACUUUGUGAUUCAGGAAGAAAAGGGUUUCCCAGGCUUCAUAAACUUACUUGGGAUUGAGAGCCCCGGGUUGACUAGCUCUUUGGCUAUUGCAAAGAUGGUAGAGAAUCUCUUAUAUAGAUAA
Messenger RNA from Trichophyton rubrum CBS 118892, 1206 nucleotides. RefSeq lists its product as uncharacterized. Lineage: Eukaryota; Fungi; Ascomycota; Eurotiomycetes; Onygenales; Arthrodermataceae. Gene Ontology annotation, molecular function: (S)-2-hydroxy-acid oxidase activity; (S)-2-hydroxyglutarate dehydrogenase activity. The transcript is spliced from 3 exons. Bases 1 to 1206 code for a protein of 401 amino acids. The record is from RefSeq and is a predicted model, not a curated record. Gene Ontology annotation, cellular component: mitochondrion.